Molecule: messenger RNA, 996 nt
Organism: Ziziphus jujuba (common jujube)
Lineage: Eukaryota; Viridiplantae; Streptophyta; Magnoliopsida; Rosales; Rhamnaceae
Exons: 7
Coding region: 97-741 (214 amino acids)
Cellular component (GO): nucleus
Source: RefSeq, a predicted model, not a curated record
GCUGUUAUUGUGGUGGGGGUGGCGGGUGUGGGUGUUGUGCUGCAGAAACAUACGUCAAUCGAAGUUGAAGGUCGAAUAAGAAGCACUGCGUUUGAAAUGGCUGAAGAAUCUACGACUACGCGUCCUAUCAGGCUUAUGAAUUUUGUUUCCGAGGACCAGUUGGAUGAAGCAAAGAGAACAAGGGGUGAGCGUGUGGAAGAUGGCACUGCUCAGAGGGAUAGACCCCUUUACGAGAUCUUAAAGGAAAAUAAAGACAAGCGGGAUGCUGAGUUUAACGAACGCUUCAAGCACAGACCCCCCAAAUCUCUCGACGAAGAUGAGACCGAGUUUCUUGACAAGUUAGAGCUGUCAAGGAAGGAAUAUGAACAACAAGUGGCAGAUGAGGAAGCUCUUCAGCUUCGAAGUUUUCAGGCAGCAGUCGCAGCUAAGUCUAUGAUUGUUCAUGAGCUUAAGGAAUCACCUCCUGUUCCAGUAGUGCAGGAACAGAAGUCGGUUGGGAAGAAGAAUCCUCCUGCUCGUUCAUUAGGCAUGCUCAUAAAAGUCAAGCCACAACCAAAAAGAGCGAAGUUGGAUCAGGGAGAUGUUGAAGAGCCUUCAAACGCGGCCAAAGUACCUGAUGUAGGUAUUGAGAAAUCUUCGCAGCCAAUAGCAACACCUAAUGGUGGUGGUGCUGAUAAGUGGAAUGAUGCUGCUAAGACUGGUCUGGUUUCGUAUAGUGAUGAAAGCGAAGAAGAUGAUUAGCAUUACUAGUUUCAUCCUUGAGAUAUAAGUAACGCUAUUAUUUUUCUGAUUUAUUUUUUUAUUUUUUUGGAUUACUUUUUAUAUAUUUUUCAUAUAUGCUGAGAGAACUGGAAAAAAAGGUGUAUAGGGAGUCGUUUUAAAUUCAGAAAAUAGGCAUUUCGGUGGCAAAUGUAUUUACCUUUUUUUUUUUUUUUUUUUAAAAGGUUGUAUUCCUGUUCUUCGUAACAAAACAACAACGAGUUUUCCCUUGACCCA